ACUAUGUUCUUGGCCUCGUUAAACAUACUUAAAUUUAUGCGAAAAACAUAAAAGAUGCACUUUUAGCUUAAUGGUAUUUUUGGUAUGUCCGUUUACCUGUUACCAGUACUAUAACAAAAACACACAUCCAUAGCUUCAAACACUCAAUAGCAGAUCCUAAGGUAAAACAAACGAAGAAAGUUAAGAAGAAACGUUUCAGCUAAUUCCUUUAGGCCAAGUAUUUUCCGAUCUAUGCUAUUAUGAUCUCUGUGGCUUGAGCAAAGCGUGAAAUAAGUCACGUGAUCAUAGAAGCUUGAGCAGUUGCUUGGAGAUGGGUUCUAUAACACCACCGUUGCUAGGAGACUGUCUGCAGUUUGAUCCAGGUGUACAAUUUUGUCACUGGCGAAAAGAGGAACAGCAGAGACGCGUAUACAAACUUAAACAUUAUUUUUUGACGUUCGUCUUAAAAUCUUGAGUCUAAUACAGCACGUCAAAUCAGAAUUCCCUUUCAGGAGUCAUGCCCCUUCCAGAUACUAUGUUCUGUGCCCAACAGAUCAACAUACCUACAGAACUGCCCGACAUUCUGAAACAGUUUACUAAAGCUGCUAUCAGAACCCAGCCUCAUGAUGUACUUCAGUGGUCAGCUGCGUAUUUCUCAAGUCUGGCUUCUGGAGAAACCCUUCCUGUUAAGGAGAGGCUUGAAAUGCCAGUAGCAACACAGAAGACAGACACUGGGCUUACACCUGGCCUUUUGAAGAUUUUGCAUAAACAGCUUUCUCCCAAAGGGACUGUGGAGAAGGCAGAAUUGGAACAGCGAUGGAAAGAACUCUGCCUACCAAAGGAACAGCUUAACAGCAUUAUAGAGCUAGGAAACUUUGGCACCAGUAUUGUGUGGAUUGAAUUCUUUGCUUUGGGCUGCAGUGCACUGAAUGGGACUAUCACAACCUCUCUGAAGUGUGCAUGUGAAAUCCUUACAGCUGACCCAGAGGGAGGAGCAGCUCGCAUUCCAUUUGAAACAUUUACAUUUCUCUUUACCUACCUGAACAAGUUUGAUGGUGAGAUGCCUCAGGACCAGAUUGACAGCUAUCUGAAUAGCCUUGAGGAGGAAGCAAAGCAGCAAUUUGGGAUGGUGCAGCCAUCAAACUUCACAGGACUGAACAGACCCAAACUGCCUAACUAAGGAGAACUUUGUUUCACCUGCUGUCAUGUUGCUGGGGUCUAGUUCAAUUAUGUAAACUGGCGGAUCCUAGUAACGGCAUCCUAAAAUGCAAGCCCUGUAUAAGAAUAUCUAAGUUGUAAUUUGUCAUCAUCUUAUUGAGUUGCAAUGUUUUAUAUGAACACUUAAAUGAACCUCAGUCAGCCUUCUCGCACGAAAGAAAACGACCUUACUUGAAGUAUAAUAGAAAUUAUAUGUUAAAAAGAUCAAUAAUUCCUUUCGGAAUCGGAAUCAAGUUAAAAUAAGUAGGUCACUUGCUUAGACGAGAUAAAAAUUUCCUUUCUAGCUUAUCUUAGAAAGUGAAUGUGCCCAACUCUUAAGUCAUGUAUACUGUACCAGAUGAACAAUGGUCUGUGUCUAUUGGUGCCUCCAAGAGUUUCAAAGUGCUUUUUUUAUAUUUGACUUGCUGGGUUCUGUUGCUCUGGUAUUGACUUGUUACCUGGCUUUGAACUUGUCUGAAGACCAAUAAAUCCUGGGUCACCUUUCAUCUACCAUCUACCAUACAAUGUAACAGGCCCAACUACUCUUGCUGCCUCUGUCAAGUAGGUGAGGCUGGCAGAGUUGAAAGUCACCUUGUCACAAAAGGAAGGCUGUUCAGUCCCAGAAUUUGGGAUAAUAACAGUUCAAAGUAAGUUGAAAGCCAGGUAAAGGAAGAUUUGGAGAUAAAUGUUUACUCACUCCACUCAGAAUGAUUGUCUACAAUAUAUAAUUAUAAGGGGAUUUUUAAAUCACAUAAGCUACUUACUAUUUAAAUAAACAAGCACAAUACAGUUAUAGAAAGAUUUAUAAAUAUGUUGUGCCAGGUGUGUUUUAAUGCUAAUUGAAGGGGUUGUGGGUAUCCACUGACAGAAGGGAGAGAAACAAAAGCUGACGUUGUAAUGCCACUCUUGCCCAUGUGGCAUUUACAGUAUUUACUAAUGCAGGUAGCCACCACUAGGGUAACAGCAUAGGAAAUCCCUUUGAGGGGGUCAAGCAUGUGUAACUAUCAGCAGUGGUACAGCACACAGGCACAUCUACAAAAACUGGAUUGUAAACAAAAAAAUAUAAAUGCAAAAUAAAACACAGCUACAAAAUAAAAGCUGCCUAUAGCCAGCACAGUGCUGCUCCCACUACAGGAAUCUUCACUGACAAAUACAGCGUUGGUAUAGUAAAUUGGGAUUUUAAAUCCUCUGUGCUAGUUCUUAUACUAAGUUAUUAUUGCCCCAGUUGCACACACAGUGGCGCAUAGUGAGUAGUACAGUGUUUGCUUUCUGGCAGUUUCCGUCAUCAAGACCACCACAAGGGUGUGUCAGCAACUCCCUUUUAUAAUGAGAUUCUCCACUGGGAUACACCCACAGGCCAGUUAGAGAUCUGCAGCUGCCCAAUCCCUGGCUGCCGCCCCCUGUAAACAAAUAGUUCUCUAGUGGAGCGUUUGGCUCUUUCCUGUAGAUCAGUGGCUAUGGAGGGCCGGUGUCUCUCCUGGUUUUUGUUCUAACCAUACCCUAAAUUGGAUAAUUGGACAAUUAAGCUUCUAAUCAGGUCCAAUAAAAUACUUUAGAGUGCAGUUGGAAUAAAAACCUGCAGGGAGACUGGCCCCCCAGGACCGAGUUGUGAACCACUGCUGUAGACGCACGCAUACACCGGAGAAGCCAGAGGGGCAGUGUUGAAUCUGAUACAGGCCCUGAUAACAAGGCUUUUACGAGUGAGUUAUUUAAAUAUCCCCUUUGGACACAAUGAUGUGUUUCAUAUUAAAAAUGACACUUGUGUAAAAUA
This is a messenger RNA of Polyodon spathula (Mississippi paddlefish), 2947 nucleotides long. RefSeq names its product rhophilin associated tail protein 1-like (gene ropn1l). Bases 497 to 1159 code for a protein of 220 amino acids. The transcript is spliced from 6 exons. NCBI's taxonomy places the organism in Eukaryota, Metazoa, Chordata, Actinopteri, Acipenseriformes, Polyodontidae. The record is from RefSeq and is a predicted model, not a curated record.